Coffea eugenioides is the source of this 747-nucleotide messenger RNA. RefSeq lists its product as uncharacterized. The record is from RefSeq and is a predicted model, not a curated record. NCBI's taxonomy places the organism in Eukaryota, Viridiplantae, Streptophyta, Magnoliopsida, Gentianales, Rubiaceae. The transcript is spliced from 6 exons. The coding region runs from base 1 to 747 and encodes 248 amino acids.
AUGGCAAGGACUAAAAGACAGAAGAUUACUGGAAAUACACUUGUUGAUCAACAUGAGGAUAUAGCUGAAAAUCAUAUUCACAUUGAGGAGCCUAACUCUACAGAUGAAGAAAAUGCAGAUGAAAAUUCACCAAGAAAAACUAGAGGGCCAACAUAUAUGACAGAAAUAUGGGGUAAACCUAGUAGUUGUCAUCGGAACAAUAUAGCAAGAAAUGGAAAGUAUGCUCCUCUAGAUGUGACAGAUUGGCGUGAAAUGACAAAUGAUAAGAAGCAAGACAUGCUUGUACUGGUGAAGGAAAAAUUUCGUCUUCCUCCAAGUGCAGAUUUCUGGACUUUGAAAUCUAUCGGCAAAAAAUGGAGAAAUUGGAAAUCAGCUUUAAAGGCAAAAUAUUACAAUCCAAAUGAAUCCAUUGAGAGUCAAAUUAACAAUAGGGAUCAGCAGAUCUUGAAAGAUCAGUGGAGAAAUCUUCUGGCUUAUUGGAGCUUAGAGGAAACAAAUAUGAAAAAAUUAGGUCAUCUCCCAUCACGAGUUGACAUGUUCGAACACUGUUAUACUGACUCAAACGGAAACCCGGGAAAUGAUGACGUUACAGCUACAUUACAAGCUUUGAAGGAAAAAGUUAGCCAACUUCCCCCUGGUUCUAAUGAUGAUGUUGGUCGUAAUGAUGCAUUUGCCCAAGUAUUUGGGGAAGAUAACAAUGGGCGUGUGCGCAUGUAUGGUCUAGGUGUGACACCAUCAGACAAAUAG